Condylostylus longicornis is the source of this 3470-nucleotide messenger RNA. Its product is annotated as bifunctional 3'-5' exonuclease/ATP-dependent helicase WRN-like. Gene Ontology annotation, cellular component: nucleus; chromosome; nucleoplasm. Bases 135 to 3074 code for a protein of 979 amino acids. Gene Ontology annotation, molecular function: four-way junction helicase activity; nucleic acid binding; 3'-5' DNA helicase activity. The transcript is spliced from 5 exons. The record is from RefSeq and is a predicted model, not a curated record. NCBI's taxonomy places the organism in Eukaryota, Metazoa, Arthropoda, Insecta, Diptera, Dolichopodidae. Gene Ontology annotation, biological process: telomere maintenance; double-strand break repair via homologous recombination; DNA replication.
UUUUAUACGUAAUUGUAAAAUGUAAACAGUUCACAUUUGUAAUUUGAAAUAGUUUGUUAAAUGUAAAACAAUAUAAAAAGACAUUGGUUAUAAAACUGCAAAAUAAAACUGUUCUGCUAAGUAAAAUUAAUUUAAUGGAAGUCAUGGAUGAUUUUUUUGGUGACAAUGAAGACUUUGAAAAUUUUUCGCUUGAAAGUGUUUCUAGCAACGAGAUAGAUUCUCAAUACAUUAAAUGUUUGAAGGAAAAUUUUGGACACAACAACUUUCGACCAAUGCAGUGGAAAGUUAUCUCUUCUGUAAUGCUCGAUAAAAGAGAUAAUUGUGUAGUAAUGGCAACAGGAUAUGGAAAAUCUUUGUGCUACCAAUUCGUUUCAGUGUAUUUAAAUACAAUUACUGUAGUUGUAUCUCCAUUAAUAUCCUUAAUGGAGGAUCAAGUUCUCUCAUUAACUAUUUCAAACAUAAAAUCAUGCCUUCUAGGUUCAGCACAAAAAACCAAAUCGAUAUUAGAUGAUGUUUUAGAAUUCAAAUAUAAUUUAGUUUAUUGCACUCCAGAAUUUUUAACUGGUUCGUUGGGCCGUGAAUUUUUAUUAAAGCUUAGUCCGAAAUUAUCAUUAAUUGCGAUAGAUGAAGCACACUGCAUUAGCAAGUGGGGUCACGAUUUCCGUUCAGCUUUUAAAAGUUUAAGCUUCAUUAAAUCAUGCGUACCAGAUGUACCUAUUUUGGCAAUGACUGCUACAGCAACGGAAAAAGUUCGAACUGAUAUUUGUACUAUACUAAAGUUAAAAAACCCUCAAAUGGUAUGUACGGGAUUUGACCGACCAAAUUUAGAAUUUAAUGUUGCACGAAAAAGUUCUAUUGGCGUUUGGAAAGAUAUUGAGCGGCUAAUUAAAUCAGUACAAACGGGAAGUAUAAUUAUUUAUUGUUUAACUAGAAAAAAGACUGAACAACUAAGUGAAAUUAUACAAUCUAAUGGCGUAAAAUGUAAGCCAUACCACGCAGGUUUAUCUCUAAAAGAAAGGAAACGAGUACAUGAAGAUUUUGUCCAUGAUGAGAUCAGAGUAAUUGUUGCUACAGUAGCUUUCGGUAUGGGUAUUGAUAAGCCGGAUAUUCGUGUUGUAAUUCAUUAUGGAAUUUCAAAAGAUAUGGAAAGUUACUAUCAAGAAGUUGGAAGAGCGGGAAGAGAUGGUUUACAUUCGAAAUGCUAUGCGUUUUUUUCAGAUCAAGAUUGGAAAUUACAUGAUCUCUUUAUAUCACAAUCCACAGGUUCAACGAUUUUCAAAGAUAUUCAAAGAGAUCUUUCGUUAAAGAUAAGAGAAUACUGUAGUUUAUCCACGUGCAGAAGAGAUUUCAUAUUGAAGUACUUUGAAGGCGAUAAUGUAAUUUUACCUAAGAAAAGAAAAUAUUGUUGUGAUAAUUGUAAAAAUACUUCUGAAAGUGGAAACUUAUCGGAAGUAUAUGAAGAAAUCAAUUCUGAUGGCCUUUGUGACUUUACGGAUGAUACUCAAAAUUUUUUGAGUGUCACUGAGUUAAUGGGAGGAUGGAAAGGUGUAACAAACAUAAUUCAUUUUUUAAAAGGAAAUAAAAGGAAAUCUCUAGGAGAACGACUUUUUGAAAACAGCUUAUUCGGCGUUGGUAAACACCGAACAGAAGAUUACUAUAAAAUAUUAGCAGACAUGUUAGAAUUCAAUGGUUUUAUAGUAAAAAGACCUCUUAGUGAGAAAAAUCCUCAAUCGAAUUUCGGUCGAAAUAAGCACUUAAAAUUUAUACAUGUUUUAACAAUGACGGACCGCGGUAAGAAAUGGUUAGAUACUAAUCCAAAAGAAAAAGUUUUACUCAAGCCAUCGAAAUCAAUGCACAAAUUCUUCCAAUUGAAAAGAAAAAAUACAAUGGGGUUACCUUGUUCCAACACGCAAUCCGGUUCAAAAAUUUUAAACUUAAAUAUGAAGAAAGAAGAAAAGAAUUCAAUUGAAAAUCUAGUGUCAAAACUUUUUAAAGUUAGAUCUUCAUUCGCUAGUUCUUUAGAUGUUAUGCCCUAUAUGAUAAUAUCUAAUAAAGCUAUCCAUCAGUUAGCUCAAAAAUGUCCUCUUAACUUAGAUGAAUUUAGAGCUGCUCAACUGGAUGGUGUAUCUGAAAUAAAAGUUGUUAAAUUUGGACCAGCUUUUAUUAAUUGCAUUCUAGAAUCAAAAAAUUUUUUGUUGCCUUCUGAAGAUAUCAAUUCCGAAAAAAAAGAUAAAACUAUAGCUGAUUUGCUCGACGAGCAUCCAUUACCAAAUUUGAAACCUUUAACCACAACAAUAUUGCAAACUUUUGAUUUAUUUAAAUCAGGCAAAUCUAUCCAAAUAAUUUCUCAAAUUCGUCAUAUAACGGAAUCUACAGUUUCCAAUUAUCUUAGUGAAGCAAUCAAACACGGACUUAUUUAUGAAAAAAAGCAAUUGAAUAGAUUGGGUGUUUCUGAUACAAAUUUUGAUAUAAUAACUUCUACAUAUAGAUCUCUUAAUACAAAAAAUCCUCAGUUGAAAAUUCUUAAAGAAAAAUGCCCCCCAACUAUAACAUACGACAUGAUUAAAUUUGUAUUGAAUUAUCAUCAAAUAAGAGAUCAUUUAAAAGAAAAAAAUGUUACAUUUAAAGAUCCAGACGAUAAUAUCAACAAUAGUGAAAUUUCAAGAAAAAAUCAAGAAAUUUCCAAAAAUAACGAUGUUUUAGAUUGGAGUUUAGAAGAUGAUUUAGAUUUUAAUAAAAUAGAUAACGAAAUAUCAAUAGCAAGUAAUUCAAUAAAUCAAAACUCAAUCAGUUUGGUGACAAACACUGAAGAUAAUAAAAAUAUUGAAUAUUUCAAUGAAAAUAGUGAAUUAAAUUGGGCUAUUGAUGCUUUACAAACAGAAUAUGGCAAUGAAAAAGUGUCGGAAAACCUUAAUCCAAAUAAAAUUAUUACAAUUGAUACAGAACAGGUAGAUAAUAUAACUAAAACUCAAAUGAUUCCUAAAAAACGGAAAAUUAAUGUUAAAAGAAAAGCAUUUAUUUAUGAGGACGAAAGUAGUAGUAGCAGUGAUGAAAACCCCAAAAUAAAACAGUAAGGAUAUGGGACUGAGUACCUAAAAGCGUCAUUAUCGCAAUCAAUAUAAUUUUAUUGAUUUUACGUUGCAUUUGUGAAGUUUACGAAAACAAAAUUUGUACCAUGACAUUGUAAGAAAUUUAAGCAUAUUACAUUUAAAUAGGAUCCUAUAAUAAAUAAGAAUACGUAUGUACCUACCCGUUAAUGUAGAAAAUUUCAAUAAAAAACAUUGUAAAUAAGGAGUUACAUAUAUCAACGUACUGAAUAUGCAAAAGCCCAAAUAGGUAGGUUCCUUUAAUUUUUCAAAUUACAUCAACUUCAAAUUCGAAUUUAGAUUUAAAAUGACUGUAUAAGAGUUGCAUAAACUCCACAUUUAAUUUUUUCACGGCACCCAAAUUUUUUAUGCCACAUAGUUAUA